AUGAUUUGUUCUCAACUUUGUUCUUCCCCUGUGAUUCUAGACUCUCCGGUGUUCCUGGAAGUCCCGGUUCCCGUGCUAACCAUCCGACUGCAUUCCGAAUUUGUUCUACCUUGUUGGGUCGAUGCGGUCCCCGAAGCCACCUUGGUCUGGACACGAGAUUCCAAACGUGUGGUCGAAUCACAUCGAACCAAAAUCGGAACCAGUCCCAUGACUCCGAAAUCCGGCAGUCGGGGGAGCAAAUCCAUGUGGCAGACCACAAACGCGUCGUUAUCGGUCGAACGCUGCAUCUAUCAGGAUGCCGGACUGUACACGUUGGUCGCGGAAAAUGUGGCCGGACGGGUACAGACCAGCUGUCUGGUCCGAAUCGAAGAAAAUCCGAUACGAAAAGAAGUGGCAAUUCGUUGGACUGACAUUGGUAAACACUACUAUGUGCUACGAAAACUCGAAGGUCAUAUGGCAAACGAAAUGCGACUGUUGAUUGAUAAGCGAACCAAUCAGGAAUAUGUGGGCAAACUGUUCCCAUUGGAUGAUCCAUUGAAUCGUGUGUGUGGUGCUCGGGAAUUCGAAUGUCUCUCACGACUGAAUCACGCGAAUGUGGUUGAGCUAACCGAUGCAGUCAUCUGCGACAACACGUUGGUCCUGGUUAUGGAACACAUCAAAUGUGGUAUAGUAGUUACAGUUAAACUUCCCGUAGACGUGUUGGACAACAAGUUUCACUCUGGCAUGCAAAAAUUGUAUACCGGCAAAUCUGUCUGUGCGAAUGAAUAUAAUUGGCAUGGUUUCUUCCCGAUCGGUUCGAAUUCAGCCCGUGGUCAGAAGGCGAUGCUAAACUGCCCCACCUGGUCGGAAUCUGCAGCUCGAGCGGUCGUUCGCCAGUUGCUUGAAGCGCUGGAACAUGUGCAUGCCGAAGGUGUGGUACAUUUCGAUAUCCAUCCGGAAAACUUGAUUUUCGCACGAAGUGUUGUCGCUGAUAGCUGGGACAGUCAGACCGCCUACACGGACCUGUUCGCGGCACUCUCUCCACUCGUGACCGACGCAAUGGGGUCGGGCUCCACGGACAGGCAUAAGUUGAACGUGCUCAGUACAUUGAUCAAACUGGCCGGAUUCUCCGCGGCUGAGCCACUAGUUUCUUCUCAUGCUGCCGGAUGUUUGCCUCCACAUCGCUAUAGGUGCGAGUACACUGCACCUGAAGUGCUGUUGGCCGCUGCCCAGGUUGAACGUGAUCGUUCUGAGACAGGACCGUUGAGUGUAGGAACAGCCGCUGAUAUGUGGAGCGUUGGCGUCCUAACCUAUCUUUUGUUAACCGGUUGGAAUCCUUUCAUGCACACGGCGACCGGUGAGAUUCUACGUGAGAACAUUCUCAAUGCGGAAUAUUCAAUGGAUCUGGAGGAGUUCGCUAACGUGUCUGACGAAGCCAAAGCAUUCGUGCGUGCGCUGCUUCAAAAGGACCCACUUAAUCGUCCGACCGCUCUCGAGUGUCUCGAAGAUCCUUGGAUUAAUCAGUCCGAUUUCAACGCAUCCAAAGAGAAUAUCGAAUACCGAUUGGGACGAUUACCCAAAUACUAUGAACUUUAUACCCAAGAAGAAGGACUUCAUACAAUCCCAACGCUCAUCAGCACUCCAGCGGAAGAACACACAUCAGAUCAACAAGACGCCGCUUCUGACGUAACACCUGUGGGAUUGGACUUGAACAAGAGUCUGAAAAACCGUAUACAGUUACUUUCAUCCAGUCCCCUUCACAAAGAGGAUAGUAUGAGUGAUCUGUCGUCUCGGGCAUCCUCCGUUCCCCAACUGAUGGAAGCACUGGAGUCAGCUGAUGCUGGUCCAGAAUUAGGAAAUCGGGAUUUCGAGACCACCAGCAACGCAUCAAUCACCUCAGUGGAUGACGCAUCGGAAGAAAUCAAUCAGAAAUUGUCCACAAUCGUACGACAGGACACUCUGACCGAAGCUAGUCAGUUUGAUGAUGGAGUGGAAGACGUGGCGGGAGAGAUCGGACAAGGCGAUCCGAUGGAAACAGCAACUGAUGGUAUCACUGCCCCAAGUGGCACCUCGAAAACCCCAGCUCCAUCCGCCGCUCCCGUGCUAGCCUGUCCUCUUCGAGAUGCGUAUUACAAUAUCCACGUUCGUGAAGCUCGAUUUUCUUGUCAGUUGGCCGGUUUCGCCCACUUGCCGCCUGGUUUGCAUGGACAUCGUGAGGCGAUUCAGGCUAUUUAUCCAUCAGACACGUCCUCGACUUCUCUCAAACACGGAGGAAGUUCGGCCGCUGCGGUGGCUGCUUGGUAUCUAGGCGGUUGUCUCUUAACUGACGGUCCGGGAGUGGAACUCGGUGCCGGACCGGGUGGUUGGCUGUGGUUGACUCUAUCGGAUUUGACCACUGAACAGUCCGGCAGUGUUGUGGAGUGUGUCAUUCGAAAUCGGGCCGGUAAGGCCAGAACACAAGCCCGAUUGUUACAAGCAGAUCCUCCCAAACCACCUGGACGUCCGGGUUUGUCUGAUGUACGUGCGACCGAAGCUUUGGUCACCUGGGCUCCGACGGAUCCGACAACCAACCAAGACAUUAUUUAUCGGGUUGAUGCAAAAUAUUCGCCAGGUCCAAACGAACCACUAGGAUGGUAUCCAAUCGGGUUUACCGUGGAUUGUCGAUACCUGAUCACCAAUCUGACACCCGGGAGACAUUAUCGCGUCCGUGUUUCAGCCGGAAACAUCCAUGGAUGGGGCAAUUACAGUGUGGCAUCGUCCGAGUUCCAGACUCUGAACGUCACUGCCUCACCUGAAUCGGAUCAUAUCCUGUCCGAGCACGAACGGGAUUGGAUGUUCACAUGGCGACAGAACAAUGACAUCACUGCCCUGAGUGAUCAUCCGAUUGCCGUGCGGUUCAACAUGAGCCGAUUUGGUAACAUGCCACCACCUCUGUCGGACAAAACAUUGCAAAAGUUACACGAGCACGGUGGAUUAAUAUCCGACCUGGAUGUACUUCGAGAGGUUUGCUAUCCAGAAUAUGUAAUACGCACGGGCACAUUCUCCAAGCUCAUUGUGGCCCGUACUCAUCCGAUGCUAACCGAACAAACCGGGAACGAACGGGAUGAGAUUUGUCUACCCUCCAGACUAAUACUUCACCAGACCAUGAUCACAGCCGAUAACCCUGCGGAUGAACAACUCGCCCGACAACGUGCCAUCCUUCUGACCGGAUUAAACACGUCCAGCGGUGGAACUGAGGCCGCGGUGGAUGAUUUCUUUUGUGGUAUGGAAACCUCACUCAUAUUCACUGCGUAUCGAAAACUACUUCCGUGCGGUUGGUCGCUCGGUUGGUUGGCCAAUGAUGCCGCGAAGCCCACAAUGGGAAUCAGUGUGUCACAUUGGAUUCCCGGUGGUCUGCUGUUGGACGUGUUGUGCAGUCGAACCGAGUACACAGAAUUCACGAUCAUGCAUUGUGUACGACAAGUGCUGCUUGCUCUGCGUUGGUUACAUGUGAAAUUUUCCGGACGACCGCAUGGUUCCGUAAACCCGAGCCACAUUUUGGUCGCGCGUAGAACCUCUGCACUACCGGACAUUGUACUGUCCGGGUUGGGGAACACGGUGAAUGAUGAUGAGGAUGAUUUUACAGCCCCAGAAGUACUGCACGGUGAGCCCAUGUCCAAUGCCUCUGAUUUGUGGAGCUUGGGUGCUGUUGCCUAUCUACUCAUGACCGGAAAAUGUCCACAGAAAUCUGAGCCGACGGCCCCUCAACCCGCGAAAGUGGACGAAGGUGCAGCACCCAAACCCCCCGUUGGCCCGCGUUCACGCAGUAGACGGCGUGGAGAGUCCUCAUCAUCGACCACAAAAGAUGCCUCAGCUCCAGUUCCUGCCCAACCAGAGGAGAAGAAACAAACCAUUGAAUUCCGCCGGUUGAAAGCAUUUACUAAGCCGGGCAAGAAAUUCGUGUACAACACAGUGCGCCAAACACCAUCCAAACGUGGUACGGUCGAAUUUUGGCUCGGAUCCAAAUGGUUCGAUCUACACGCGGAAACGGUGCAAACAAUGACUCGCACACCGAUUCCCUCAACUCAGCUAUCCGCAUAUCGAUNGUGA
Molecule: messenger RNA, 4068 nt
Organism: Echinostoma caproni
Lineage: Eukaryota; Metazoa; Platyhelminthes; Trematoda; Plagiorchiida; Echinostomatidae
Source: the annotation of a GenBank genome assembly